AUGGCAACCCCCGACAUCGAGGCCGCUAAGAUCAAGUACGCCGGUCGUCCGCGCGAGGACAUCAAGAUCCUGUACGACUACGAGCUCAAGAAUGCCCCCGGCAAGUCCCUCGUCGCGCUCGAGCUCAACUACAAGCCGGGCGGCUGGAGCCCGCCGCACACGCACAACGGCGCCCAGGCCGUCGCCUACGUGCUCGAGGGCGAGUUCCUGAGCGGCAUGAACGGGAACCCGCCCCAGGUGUACAAGCCGGGUGAGAAGUUCCUCGAGCUGCCGGGCUGUCAUCAUACGGUCUCGGAUAAUGCCAGCAUGACCGAGUCGAUGAAGGCGAUUGUGGUGUUGGUCAUUGAUACGGAGAAGAUUAAGGGGGAGAAGGGGUACGCGGCGAUUACGGAGAUCGAUCCUGGUUGGGAGUGGGCUUGA
Molecule: messenger RNA, 420 nt
Organism: Chaetomium globosum CBS 148.51
Lineage: Eukaryota; Fungi; Ascomycota; Sordariomycetes; Sordariales; Chaetomiaceae
Exons: 2
Coding region: 1-420 (139 amino acids)
Source: RefSeq, a predicted model, not a curated record